UCAUUGGACUUCAUGAAGGCUUUUCAUUUAUUUGAAAAUGUGGAUCCAGAGAUUUUAUUACAACCUUGGGUUUUUAUCCUCUAUUCUCUAUUUUUUUCUUUUAAAAGUACAGUUUGUGCAACGUUAAUUGUGUAGAAGUGCCUUGUGUGUUUGCUAAGAAAGGAGUGAGCAAAGGAAGAAGCAGAGCAGUGGCCUUUUUUGCUGCCGCCUUCUUGCUGAAAUGCUAACCCUUCAGAAGCAAUUAUACAAUCUACAUGGAGAAACACAGAGAUAGGAACAAAACUAAACAAUGACUGGCAGGUCACUUUGUCAGUGGAAUUCUGAUCACAUUAUUAUGUAAUGCAAACCAUGAACCAGUCUACGUUGAUUGAAUGGAAGACUCUGAAUAUGAGCAGUAGCACUGUGAAUGUAUCUGAACAUCACUCCUGCCCAUUUGGAUUUGGAUACUACAACGCCAUUGACAUCUGCAUCCUGGAGACUAUAAUUAUUGUCUUACUAACUUUUUUAAUUAUUGCUGGCAACUUAACAGUAAUUUUUGUCUUUCACUGUGCUCCACUAUUACAUCAUUACACUACCAGCUAUUUUAUUCAGACUAUGGCUUAUGCUGAUCUUUUUGUUGGGAUUAGCUGCUUGGUUCCUACGCUGUCAUUGCUUCACUACUCUACAGGUGUCCUUGAGUCCCUGACUUGUCAAGUUUUUGGAUAUGUCAUCUCUGUACUAAAAAGUGUUUCUAUGGCUUGCCUUGCUUUCAUUAGCGUGGAUCGCUACCUUGCUAUCACGAAACCACUCUCCUACAACCAGUUGGUCACACCUUGCCGAUUGAGAAUCUGCAUCAUUUUGAUUUGGCUUUACUCCUGCCUGAUCUUCUUGCCUGCCUUUUUUGGCUGGGGAAAGCCAGGUUAUCAUGGAGACAUUUUUGAAUGGUGUGCAACCUCUUGGCUUACUAAUGCCUAUUUUACUGGCUUUAUUGUUUGCUUACUAUAUGCUCCAGCUGCCUUCGUAAUCUGUUUUACAUACUUUCACAUAUUCAAAAUCUGCCGGCAGCAUACCAAAGAGAUAAAUGAUAGGAGAGCUCGUUUUCCUAGUCAUGAAGUGGAUGCUGCUACAGAAAGUGGGCAUAGCCCAGACCGCCGCUAUGCUAUGGUCUUAUUUCGUAUAACUAGUGUGUUUUAUGUUCUCUGGCUCCCCUACAUAAUAUACUUUAUGUUAGAGAGCUCUAGGGUGCUGGACAAACCAGCUCUCUCCUUUUUAACAACAUGGCUUGCUAUAAGCAAUAGUUUUUGUAACUGUGUUAUAUAUAGCCUCUCAAACAGUGUUUUCAGGCUGGGACUUUGGAGACUGUCAGAGACAAUAUGUUCAUCUUGUAUACGUAAAAAAGACAGCAUUGUUCAGGACCCGGUACCUAGAAAACGGGCUAAUUCCUGCUCUAUCUAAGGAGAUCUGGGAGAGGCAAUUACAAUCUACUGUAGGGGCUAGGUAGCAUUUCAUACUUUGAAAUAUUGCUACAAAAUUUAACUUAAUCACUAUAAAAUUCAUUAUGGGUUGAAAGCUGACUUAAGAAGAUAGGUUGUUUUUAAGGAUGGAUUCUUGAAGAGCACUGAAAUGGUCAAGAGAUUAUUCUUGAAAUUGUGGUACAUGAGUGAGUCACUGGUAAAUGUGAGGGAAACCUUCCAUAGUGUGGACUAGUCAGUUCAGACUUGAAGAAUAAUUUUAUCUACAUUAAUAGUUAAAUUGUCACAUAUUAUAUAUGUGGAUGAAUAUGCAGUACUCUGUUGUAUUAAGAUAUAUCUUGUUUAAGGCAGCAUAUCAAUUAUGUCCAUAGCAGAUACAAAAUAAAUGUUUUGAUAUAAGGCAGCUUCAGUUUUGUAGUUUUUGUAUUCUAUACAAAAACAUCUAUAAAUGGCUGUAAUCUUGAAAUUAAAAGAAACCAAUGUCUUUGCAGCAAAAUAACUUGAACAUAUUUUAUUUUUCUAGUGUCAUAUGUAUUAAUUAUUUAUCUACUGUUGUUUUAAAAUCCUGAGUCCCCAUUGUCCAGACAUGAUCUUUGUUUGGGGCCUGAUCCAACCCCUCUCUGUGUCCAUCCCAUCUCCCACUCCCCCCCCCCACACACACAACUCAAGGUGGGGAAAGGCUGGAUUUUGCUCUUCUUGAGUCAGCAUUGGGCACAAUCCACAGUGUGUGACUCCUAAUCAACUGCCAAAUUAAAUCUUAAAGAGAUUGUACUCAGGGUGGAGGGGCAGGCUUUGGGGGGUUAUACUUCUUGAGUGGAACAUAUUUAGUCUUUUCUAGUGCCUCCUAAAGUAGCACACGUGACAACUAUUUGUGCUAAUGCAUUUGCUUUAUAAGUAACACAUGCGAUACCAUCCAAUAGCAAUGUGGUUUAGCUGUUCAAAAUUUUCAAGAUGUGUAUUUUAAAAAGUAGGCUCCAUUUUCUUUAUUGUAGUUAUUAAUGUAUUACAUGAAUUUUGCAUGUGUAUACUAUAUAAUUUUAUAUGUACAAUUUGUAUUUUGUGCCUAAUGGUUUUCCUACAUAUGGUUAAGUCACUGGUGGUUGUUUUAAACCUGGGGUAAAUAAAAUUUUAAAGUAGAUUUUAUAAAGAUAUAUUUUGAAAAUGUUAAAUGUAUAUUAGACAAAUAUUAAGUCUAAAAGAUCCUAAUAUUUGAGCCGUGUAAGAACUUCAGUACUUUAUAUUGCUUUUGAGGGUACACAGAUGAAGGGUUUUUGAAGGGAACUUUUAUCUGGGCUUCCAUAAUACAUUUGUGAGGGCUCAAUAAACACUUGCAGCCAAAGUUUAGCUUUUAAAAAUCCUGCUGACUUCAGUUGAUGAAUUAAGUACAUGCUUUAAAUAUUUCCUAUUAAAAUAAGUGAGACUUCAGAAUUGAGCUUGGACUGGAUUCU
Messenger RNA from Hemicordylus capensis (graceful crag lizard), 2899 nucleotides. It is a transcript of the gene GPR52, whose product is annotated as G protein-coupled receptor 52. Gene Ontology annotation, biological process: G protein-coupled receptor signaling pathway. Lineage: Eukaryota; Metazoa; Chordata; Lepidosauria; Squamata; Cordylidae. The transcript has 2 exons. Gene Ontology annotation, cellular component: membrane. The record is from RefSeq and is a predicted model, not a curated record. The coding region runs from base 340 to 1434 and encodes 364 amino acids. Gene Ontology annotation, molecular function: G protein-coupled receptor activity.